This is a messenger RNA of Rosa rugosa (rugosa rose), 1910 nucleotides long. Its product is annotated as protein NRT1/ PTR FAMILY 5.13-like. The transcript has 4 exons. The record is from RefSeq and is a predicted model, not a curated record. The coding region runs from base 97 to 1695 and encodes 532 amino acids. Lineage: Eukaryota; Viridiplantae; Streptophyta; Magnoliopsida; Rosales; Rosaceae.
CUGCCAUAUACUUUUGCAAGAUUUUAACGUUUGUUUUUGGUGGGAGGCCGGCGUGCUUCACUUCUUCCAUCGAUCCAUUUGAAGAUAUAUCACACGAUGCCCGCAAUAGUGAGGGCGGUCUUACGUUCAGUGAGAGACUGGUUCAGAAAGUACCUCUACUUUUCCUGGCCUACAGUAUGCAUCCGGGGUUUGGUUUUCAGCCAUAGCUUCGCAAACCAUGCCAUAGUCUCUAUAUUGAUAACGUACCUCUCGUAUAUGUGGGAGCAUCCACAUUCUCAAAUAGCUACUGUAAUUUUGAAUAUCCAAGAUGGGGUAUCAGACAUUAUGGUGAUUGUCCUUGCGCAUAUUCCACGCACGUACAUGGGUUCUUUUAAAGUAAUCGUCACCACCAAUGCUACAUAUAUUAUAGGUUUGAUCCUGUUAUGGCUUUCUGCUAAGUAUAUGAGCGUGGGCACUGCAUCUAGAGUAUUCUAUGGAGCUAUGGUACUAAUAACAUUGGGCGAAUCUGGGCGGUGGGCUGUUUUGCAAGAAUUUCUUGAUGAACAAUACUUAAGCGAACAUAAUCAUGCAGAACUCCCAUAUGAUGUAAACCAGGACAAGAAAGAUGCUUUGUGGAUGCUCCCUUGGUUUUUAGGUGCAGUGGUUCCUCCUUUCCUUUUAAAAACAACUUGGGCACAAAUAUUCUUAAUUUCAACAAUUGCAAUGGGAGUUUCUUAUUUAGUGUUCUUGUUGGGCUUCCCCUGUUACUUUAUACACAAUGUCAACAACAGUGAACAAAGCCAAGAUGCUCGAACAGACGAAGUCAAUCACUUGGAUCAGGCACCAAGAGUCCUAGAACAAACAAGGUCAGGGAAUGUACGGAGACUCAUCAAUAUAUUAAAGAAAAAUGAACGUUUUCUGACAGAAACAUUAUCUAUAUGGUUAGCCUUCUUCCUUGCAUACAGUGUUAUAAGGGCAGCAGGAAGUACAUUCUUUUUUCAACAAAUGGAUAACUUAAAAAACCCAUUCAAUAACUAUGAUCCUGCAGUCUAUUUCAAUCUGUUUUCCUCACUUGCAAAGUACGUGAUCUCAUUUCUCUGGAAUCUAAUUCCAAAGACAUGGAAACCAUCACGGCUGAGGAUUUGGUGCGGAAUGGCUUGUAUUGUGCUUUGUUGUCUGGUUGCUUGGCAAGUAGAGAUCCACAGGUUAGAAACCAGUUCAAAUGCAAGCAUCUUUUGGUUAGCCCCUCAGUUCUUCUUAUUGGGAGUCAUGGAAGGCCUAGCGGUGUAUGGAAUGAUCGAUUUUCUUGUUGAUCGAGUGUCUGAAGGUGAUAAAGUAAUGGUUGGGUAUUAUGGAUCCCACACCACUGGCUUGAUCAUAGGUAUUGGAAAAAUACUUGUUGGUCUCAGUGUUUUGGCGUUCAGAGGAAGGUGGUUUGAUGAUAACAACUUGGAUGCGAGUCAUCUUGAUAAAUAUUACAAAGCAUUAACAAUCUUAACUUCUGUUGUCUUCUUCUUCUACUGUUGUAUUGCCCUUUACUACUAUUAUACGAGGGAAGAAUUACAUGACCAGACUCCUUCACCAGUGACAACUGAGAUGGUAAAUCAGCCAAAGCCAAACCCGUCGCGACAUUAUCCUAGUGAUGAAGUUACGGAGAAGGCUGAUGAGAAGGCUGAAGACUUUGGGCAGCUUGUGAGUCAAAUUUUUCAGUGUUAAGAGAAUUAUAUAGAUAUCGCAUGUGGUGUGGUAAUUUGCUUAUAGUUCAGCUGUGAGAAUUAAUAGUUGAGUGUUAAGUAUAUUUUUUUUACGUGUUUGAGAAUGAAAAAUAAUUUCAAUGUGUUUUCUAAACUACAUGGAAAAAAUAUCUUGGUUGUGUGUAGUCCCAAAACAAAAUAAAUACUUGUAGCUAGUGCUUGGAAAUGCUGUAGUGC